GUUUCUGCACGUCCCCAGCGAGUCCGCGCCGCUUUUGCCCACAAAGGCGUGGACAACGGAACUGAGUCGGGGCAUGUGGGAGGGGAGUUGCGGUGCUUAGAGUUUGUUCCAGGGCCCGCGCCGGUGGUUGCUGAGAGGAGGUUCUGACAGAGGGAUAAGGUCCUGAAUUGUGCCUUGUCUUGAAACCUCGCCCCAAAAAGGGAAGGGAGGAUCAGGUUUAAGCCCUGGUUCUUAAGGGAUGUGUGUUGGAAGGGGGGCAUAGACGAAAGGAGGUGGCUAACAGACUAAGCCUACGAAUGUCUAUCUACUUGGAAGUAAAUCCCUUUGAAUAUUGUGGAACUUACUGCAAGGUCAGUGUAUGUAGAUAGGAUCGUGGCCUAAAUAUGGAAAGAAAGGCAUGUGCUGGCCAGUUGGGGCUGCCCCAUAUUCCAUGGUGGUGGCUCUCUUUCAAUUUAAGCUAAUUUUCAGAGGGUUAGCUGUGUUAAUCUCUUACAGGAAAAACAAUACUCCUGGGGUACCUAAAAGAAUAAUGGUUUUAUUGUGGCAUAAGCUUUUGCAGACAAAUGCUAUUAAAUGCAUAAAUGUCAUGCUGAGUUACGAGUAUACAUGUGCUGCAUAGGUAGGUGGGGAAUUGUAGUGCUUAUGCCAUAAUAAACAUAAGCUUAAUAAGCUGCUGCUGGCCUGCCAAAGAGUACAAGUGAAAUUUGUACUUGAGGGUGAUAGAUUCCUUUCCAGUCAGUGAGGCAGAAGUCAUUUUAUUAAAAGAAAUACUGUUGGUGUUUGCAGUGUGGAGUGAUAAAACCUCCACUAUUGUGUAUCUAUAUACACAACUCCCCAUUUUGUAAAACAUUUUACAGAAAAGGGUCAAAGAUCUUACUUUUGUAUAGUAUACCUUGCUCCACACACUCCCCAACUUAUUUAUAGUCCUUCUGAUGAGAUGUGUAAUAGAGCAACUAUACAAAUGCUACUGCUUUAUUUUAAUUAUCUUGGACAAAUUAGAAAAUUAGGUGUGAUUUUAAAUAGAAUAUGGCAUCUGGAAAUGUAUGAAAAUGUCUUUCAUGCACUUAGGUAAAAGUAUAAUUGAACAUCAGAUAGUGGACUGGUUCUGAUGUUACACAAAACUAUAGUAUUUGGAGUUAAAAGAACAAGUGUAUCCUCCCUACUUCUCAGGGAUGGCAGUGAGGAAGACAUUGAGAGCUUUUGUUUUUUUUUUUUUUAGAUUUCCCACAUUGUCUGUACCCAACAAAAAUUUUAAAUAUUUACUGAAAAUUAAAAAAACAAAAAUAAUGACUACAAAACAGUAAUCAAUGUCUACUGGAUCACCCCUGUGUACAUGCUUGUUUACACUCAAAGAAAUCCAGUAGAUUAGUGAGACAGGACAUCCCCUUGUUGAAAAAAGGCUGAUUUUUUUCUUCUUCCAGCAGGGCUUGUCCCUCCAUGUGCUUACCGUUUCUACCUUUAUAAUGCCUUCAAGAAGUUUACUCAAAAUGUAUGUUGAGCUAACUGCCCUGUAAUUUCUUGGAUCCCCCCUGAAUCCCUUUCAAAAAAAUUGGUGUGACAUUGGCCAUUCUCCAAUCCUCUGGAUAAAUUUUAGGGACAUGUUAAAUAUUUUGGUAGGAAAGACAGUGAGUUCAUGCUUGAAUUCUCUGAUUACCAGGUGAUUUGCUGGUUUUCAUUUUGUCUGUAAGGUAGAGAAUUCCAUCUUUUUGUGAGUACUAUCUGGCCUAAUUCCUAAGACUCCCUUCCAGAAUACAUAAGCUCAGGGGACAUUUAUCUAUUCCCUGUCCUCUACUAUGAAGACUGACAAAAUGAAUUAAUAUAGCUACUCUGCAAUCACCUUGUCCACACUCAGUGCCCCUUUAACUCCAUUACAGGCAGUCCCUGAGCUACAAACACCUGAGUUAUGAAGAACGCAUAUUUCCAAAUGAACUGUCAUUAAGCCUGUUAAUUUUUUAAAAUUACUGCAUAAAAUCAUCAUCACCUUAGAGAGAAAGGAAGUGAAAGUGGAGAGAGGGAAGACCUCCAAAACAUCACCAUAGAGAUAGAGGAAGUGAAAAAGUAGAGAGUCCGCCAAAGCAUGCCUUCCUACCCCUCUAAUUCAGGGAGAGAAAUCUCUCUGGCAUUUCCUUGCUGCAAAGAGGAGCCACUGGUGAGUUUGGGCAGUGAAGGAGGGGGUUGAGAUGGUUUUCCUAAUUUCACAGGUGUCUUCUGCCCCUAACCCCCACAAAUGUGAAGUGCCAACUAUAUGUGAUUCGACUUACAUACAAAUUCAACUUAAAGAGAAAUUUCUGUUUUCUCAGGAACAGAACUUGUUCAUAACCCAGGGACUGCCUGUAUCAUCCAGUGGCCCAACUACUUCCUCAGUUGCUUUCUUUCUUUUGAUAUAAUCAAAGAAUUCUUUAUUGUUAGCUUUGCUAUUGUUAACUGUGCACUCCUCAAACUGAUUCUUUGCUUCUCUAAUAAUCUGCUUGUAUCUACCUUGUGCAAGUGUGUGGUCCCAUCCGUUUGUUUUCAUUUGAGCAAGACUUUAAUUUUUUGAAAGUUGGUUUCUUCUUCCUAAUAGCUUCCUUGACUCUAUGUGUGAAUCAUGCUGGUGAUUUCCUGGGCUUUGUGUUACCUUUUCUCACUUGCAGUAUGCAUAUUUUCUGUGGUUCUAUUAGUGUUUUUGAGUAAUCCCCUUUUCAGCUUCUUCUUUACCAGUUCCCUCCUUUUUGAGAAGUUUCCUCUCUUGAAGUCAAAUGCAGCUUUAUUUGACUUCUCUGGCACUUUUCUACCUAACUGCAUCUUAAAUCUGAUACCAGUGUGGUCACUGUUCCUAAUGGCUCAGCAACAUUUAAAUCCUGCACUAUGACCUAGGCAACCCUGCCUAGGACUAAAUCCAAGAUUGCUUUCCCUUUGCUUGGCUCCAUGACCAACUCCUCUAGGGCACAGUUAUUUAAGACAUUGAGAAAAUUAAUCUCUGUCAGAGAUGUAUUUAUCCAGUCAAUGUGUAGGUAGUUGAAGUUCACCAUUAUUACAGUACUGCCUUUGUUCGAGACCUUUCUGAUUUCAAUUCCCAUAUCAAGAUCAUCCUGAGAAUUCUGGUCUGGGGGAAUGAUAGUAUAUUCCUUUGACUAAUUUAGUUUUGGAGCCAUGAAUUUUCACCCAUAUGGCUUCUGCAGAGAAGUCAUUUUAGAUUAUCAGUUUUGCAGGAUUCUGUGUCCUCUUUAAUAUAGAGGACAACACCAGCUUCAGUACUUUCCUGUCUUUCUUAUACAGGUUAUAUCCACAGAUGAUCAUAUCCCCUUGCUCCUAGUAGAGGUACUUACGGAACCAUAAUACGGAUAAUUAGUAUUCCCAGCUUCCUGGAGCAGGAGGAGGUUUCUGAGACACCCUUCUCCUUCCAAGUUGAGAACACUGCCAGUGUUUUGUGAUGUCUGUUUUACUUAAAAUAUGCCAGUGAAGUAUAGGGGAUCAAACAGCCAUGAACUUGGAGAAACACUGUCUCAAAACAAUGGACACAAGAUCCUUCCCUCAGCCCCACCAGUAUGUAAUGAAAUGCUAGUUGCCAGCAACAGUUAAUGACCACUAGCAAACUGUACAGGAUUCUUUACAUAAUGCUUAUACAAAAACAAAGACAGCCAUGGUAGACAUCAGAAAAGUUCUACACUGCUUUAUCAGUCACCCUGGAGACACAGGUAGAAAGAAAUGGGGAGGUGGACGAAAUUCUUUCAGAUGCGUUACAAGAGUAUCUGAGAGUGAGGUGGAAUCACAUUUUCCAGGAGACAAGGAUUACAUUGCCUAAUUCACCACUUUAUCAGUACUUGCAGGACUUGGGACGCACUGAUUUUGAAAUAUGCUCACCAUUGCUGCAAAAAUCAGAAGAAUGCACAUCCGAAGAGGGACAAAAAGACAUGGAUCCAAAUACCAUUCAGAAAAAAGACAUCCUGUCAAACCUAGCUGAGAGUUUUAUAAGCUGGCUUCCUUUUUUACCAUAUAGGAAAAAGGAGGAUAUGCUCCACCAGUUGGAUGUUGGAUUUCGUUCGGAGGCUCUCUGUACCAUCCUGCAACAGGAAGUUCUGCUGCAAGAGGAUGUUGAACUGAUUGAGCUUCUUGACCCCAGUAUCCUGUCUGUAGGGCAGCCCAAGCAACAGGAACAUGGACACCUUCCAAAAUUACGCUCCCUAGCAACUCCUAAUAUUUGGGAUAUUGCAUUACUGCUUGUCUUCAUCAGCACACUGACUAUGGUUCCUUCUGUUUGGAAUGGUUCCCUUGGAUUGGUGUGGGGAGCAGGAUUGCUGGUAUACAUAAGCUCAAGAGGUUUGGACAUUCUGAGGAUAGCCAAGUUGCAAAUGUCCCUUAAGAAAUGCCAUCUCCAACUUGAAGAAAUAGUGGCUAAUUGCCGAGCCUUCACUAACCUUGUGAGGAAAGCUCUGCGGCUUAUUCAAGAAACUGAAGUCAUCUCCAGAGGAUUUACUCUUUUGCUUGACAGGGUCAGUGCUGCUUGCCCAUUUAAUAAAGCUGGACAGCAUCAUUGUCAGCAUCUCAUUGGUCUGCGGAAAGCUGUGUACCGAUCAGUAAGAGCGAACUUCAGAACUUCAAGGCUUUCUACCUUGUACAUGCUGAAACAUUACCCUUUGAAUUCUGAGAGUGACAAUGUAACAAACUACAUCUGUGUGGUGCCUUUUAAGGAACUAGGACUAGGACUAAGUGAAGAGCAGGUGUCAGAAGAAGAAGCACACAAUUUCACAGAUGGCUUCAGCCUGCCUGCUCUAAAGGUUUUAUUUCAACUUUGGGUUGGGCAAAGUUCUGAAUUCUUCAGGCGGCUAGUUCUACUGCUGUCUCCUUCUAAUGCACCUGCCAAGACCCUGAUAACACCAGAACGUUUGCCUCUGUAUAUCUUUUCUGAUGUGACACAAGGUCUUCCUCAUGCUCAUGCUGCCUGCUUAGAAGAACUUAAACGAAGUUAUGAGUUUUAUCGGUACUUUGAAACUCAUCAUCAGUCAAGUUUGGAACGUCCAGUCAAAACUGAACAAAAAACAGGACAGCUAAAUCAUCUUCAUACAGCAGUGCGCAGUCUCCAACUCCAUCUCAAGGCCUUACUGAAUGAAGUAAUAACCCUUGAGGAUGAACUUGAGAAGUUUAUUAGUUCCAAGGAAAGCCAAGAACUAACUUCAGAAGCCUACCAAGUUGUAGAAAAAAAACUGGAACUGAUUCAGCCUCAUAUGCAAGCUAGCAACAGCUGCUGGGAAGAGGCUAUUUCUCAAGUGGAAAAAUUGAUUAGAAGAAACCCAGAUAAAAAUGGUAAACCAAAACCAACAUGUGAGAACAAGCAUUGCACUGUGAUACCCUUACUACAACCAGGUGUGCACAUAGAAGAUAAAGACCCAAUUCCUGAAGAACAGGAACUUGAAGCAUAUGUUGAUGAUACAGAUAUAGACAGCGAGUAUAAGAGAGAUGACUUUUAUUACUUUUCCCUGGAAGACAGAGAGAGACAAAAACGUGAAAGAGAAGAAUCCAAGAGAGUGCUGCAGGAACUAAAAUCUGUGUUGGGAUUUAAAGCUUCUGAGGCAGAGAGGCAAAAGUGGAAGCAACUGCUAUUUAGUGAUCAUGCUGCAGUGAAACCAUUGCCUACAGCAAAGUCAGAGGAGUCCAUGGACAUUUUGGGAUUGCCUAAGAAUUUAGACUCAGACAAGCAGGAUCACAACAGAAAAGAUAGCUUGGAAGAGAAUACCUCUGACCCAAAAACUGAUGAUGUGAAAGGUAGGACCGAGUACCUUUCUGAUGGGCCUGGUAUAAGUAAAAAUGGCAUUGCUGCUAAUGGCGACUCACCAGAAAUUGAAAAAAGAACAUGUUAUCAAUGCAAUGGAGAAAGUGAAGAAUCGGAGACAACUGAUGUGGAUACAAGAAAUGUGUUGCAGCCACCUGAGAGAGAUGUGUUGCAGUGCUCCAUCAAACAAAGGCUGGCUGAACUCCAUACAUCCACAGAUUUCAAUUUUACUUCAGGUCUGGCUGCACAAGUUGCUGCCAGGUCACUCACAUUUACAACCAUGCAAGAGCAAACAUUUGGAGAUGAGGAGGAGCAGGAGCAGGAAGAGGAGCAGGAGGAAAAAAAAUAAGUUUUUUUUUGAAAAACCCAAAGGGGACAUAAAUGACUAAAAAUGAAAGAUUAUAGAUCACCCAUACUUGGCCUUUCUUAUUGAACAGUACAUAUGGCUGGUGGAAUAACAAAAGCCACACAUGCAGAUUCAGAUGGAAAAUGUGUCUGACAAAGAUGAAUUAUGUGCCCCUUUAAAUUUAUGAUAUCAAUUGGACAUAAAUAGCCUUUUGAAAUAUACACACAUACAAAUGUAAGUUGGACUCAAGAUACAUAGUAUGGUUCUUACAGGUACCACAGAUGACUGUGGCAUUUCUUUUAAUAUUUUGUCUUUAUUUAUUUAUAUUACAAGACUUUUUUUCCUAACAGGAAAAUAAAAUUGUCUAAUUGUCAUUUCCUAAAUGCUGAUUGUAAUAGAAACAUUAAUUUUAAAAUAACUUGAAAUGGUUCUUUAACAAGAACGUCAGCACCACUUGGUUCUCCUGUCAGCUUUAUUUUCUGUUAUUUAUGUUUUAUGGAUUUUGUUGGUCUCUUUCUUCAUUAGGCUCACAGCUUAACAUGUUGACUAUUUAAUUUUUUUAAAGUGGAAGCCAUAGCUUGUAUAUCCUGGGAUGCUAAUCCAAACCCAAUACAAAGCAGCAAAGUACAAUGCAAAACAAACAAACAAACACUUUUCAGCAGUUUUAACUUCUGGACCAGAGCAAAUAAAUUGACUCUAUGUAUUUACAGUAAUGCUUUCAUACUCCUAAAACAUCAAUCCCCAAGCCCCGCUUAAGCUGGUAGGGGAAAUAAAACAAGUUAUGACCAGG
Molecule: messenger RNA, 6885 nt
Organism: Varanus komodoensis (Komodo dragon)
Lineage: Eukaryota; Metazoa; Chordata; Lepidosauria; Squamata; Varanidae
Gene: VEZT
Product: vezatin, adherens junctions transmembrane protein
Exons: 13
Coding region: 3894-6098 (734 amino acids)
Biological process (GO): cell-cell adhesion
Cellular component (GO): plasma membrane
Molecular function (GO): myosin binding
Source: RefSeq, a predicted model, not a curated record